AAAGAGACACGCACACUCAUGCAUUCCAUCACGAUGAGGGAUGUUUUGGAUCACUAUAAAUGGCGCGAGAAUUGCGCCAAAGAGUUUUCCCGAAGGAUGCCAACAGAGGUGGUGGUGUUCGGUGCGGCAGCUGCCCUCCUCGUGCUGCUGCUAGCGAUCGUCCAAAUGUUCUUCACAGCGGCUCCAAGAAAAAACUCUCAAUGUCCCGUCGGAAAAACUCCACCAGGUCCUCCGAGCUCCUUCCUCAUCGGCAACAUGAUGGAGUUAACCCACGAGCAUCUGCCAAUUCACCUCACCCAUCUCGCGCAGCGCUACGGACCCAUCUACCAACUUAAAUGUGGAAAUACUCGCAUGGUGGUUCUAAGCAGCAGUGAAGUCAUUCGAGAAGCUCUGGUGAAGAAAUGGUCAGAUUUUGCCGGAAGGCCCGUUUCAUUUACAGGAAACGUCGUGUCCGGAGGAGGGCGCACCAUCUCUCUGGGGGACUACGACGACGAGUGGCGGGCCCAUCGUCGCCUGGUCCACGGCGCUUUGCUGCGAUGCUGCCACCAAUCUUUGCACGACGUGAUUGAAAAGCAGGCGGCGCAUCUCUGCAAGGUUUUGAAGGCCUACCAAGGCAGUUCUGUUGAUCUCUCUGAGGAUUUCACAGUGGCGGCCAGUAACGUCAUCACCACUUUGACUUUUGGAACGGAAUAUGACAAGAGUUCUCCGGAGCUGCAAGACUUACACAAGUGCCUGAACGAGAUCGUUGCGCUUUGGGGCUCUUCUUGGAUUUCCGCCCUGGACUCCUUCCCUUUGCUGAGAAAAUUGCCCAAUCCCAUUUUCUCCCGUCUCAUGCGAGAAGUGGCCAAGAGAGACGACAUGAUACGCAAACACCUCAACGACUACAAGUCGCAAGACCACAAACCCAAAGGGACCAUCACGGGCCGCCUCCUCCAGGGACUGGACAAGGAGACUGGAGUGCUGCUGACGGAAACUCACGUUCACAUGGCCACCGUGGACCUCCUCAUCGGAGGAACAGAGACCACCGCGGCCUGGCUCAACUGGACCGUAGCGUUCCUCUUGCAUCGACCCGAGGUCCAGACUCGGGUCUACGAGGAGCUGCGCACGGUACCGGAGGGCCGCUAUCCCAAAUACAGCGAGAGGCGCAAACUCCCCGUCCUGAGCGCCCUCGUCAACGAAGUGCUUCGACUCAGGCCCGUCGCUCCUCUGGCCGUGCCGCACAGGACCGUCCGAGACAGCAGCAUCGCCGGCUAUUUCAUCCCGAAGAACACGGUGAUCAUUCCCAAUCUUUUCGGAGCUCACCACGAUCCUUCGGUCUGGGCCGAGCCGUACAGCUUCAAACCAGAGCGCUUUCUGGGGGGAGAAGACGCGUCUCCCCGAGGCCUGAUCCCCUUCGGAGGGGGGGCUCGUCUCUGCCUGGGGGAGUCGGUCGCCAAAAUGGAGCUUUUUCUUUUCGCCGCCUAUUUGCUGAGGGAUUUUCACUUCUCUCCCGCCGACGGCUCCCCGCCUGACCUCAGGGGGGUCGCCAGUGUUGUGCUCAAGGUCAAGGCCUACAAAGUUAUCGCGUGCCCGCGGCCCGUUGACGACAAAUAAAGUUUGAUUCAUGAACUAAUGCGUUAA
This is a messenger RNA of Syngnathoides biaculeatus (alligator pipefish), 1620 nucleotides long. It is a transcript of the gene cyp21a2, whose product is annotated as steroid 21-hydroxylase. The record is from RefSeq and is a predicted model, not a curated record. Lineage: Eukaryota; Metazoa; Chordata; Actinopteri; Syngnathiformes; Syngnathidae. Gene Ontology annotation, biological process: progesterone metabolic process; hormone biosynthetic process. Gene Ontology annotation, molecular function: steroid 17-alpha-monooxygenase activity; iron ion binding; heme binding. The transcript has 12 exons. Bases 19 to 1593 code for a protein of 524 amino acids.